AUGCGUGCCUGUUCAUCCCUUGAAUCACUGCAGCGCGGAUCAUUGUCACAUCCACGACAAGAUACCGUGCGAAACGCAGCGAAACAACGGCGCUCGACAUUUUGGCCAUGUUUUCAUUCCUUAAUCGACACUGGAACGACAAGCAACAACCAAACAUAUCAGCGAUCUCGAACGAGCAGCACCACCUCUUCUUUUUGCGACUUCUUUUUUCGACCAUUAUACUAUAAUCGGCUUUAA
Messenger RNA from Sordaria macrospora k-hell, 237 nucleotides. NCBI's taxonomy places the organism in Eukaryota, Fungi, Ascomycota, Sordariomycetes, Sordariales, Sordariaceae. The record is from RefSeq and is a predicted model, not a curated record.